AUGUCCUCUUCACCAAUCGCACAUGCAUCUCAGCCAGCGAAUGCCGUCGCAACCGGAACCACAGCGCCCGAGAAGCGGAAACGCACCAAAUAUGCGGCCAAGGCUUGUGUUGAAUGUAAACGGCGAAAGGUCAAAUGCUGUGGUGAGCAGCCGUGUCAGCGUUGUCGUCGGCGCAUGAUGGAAUGUGUUUUUGCUGUGGACGAUGCUACUGCGGAUCGUCGUAAUAUUGAGAGCUUGCUUGAGCAAAUCUCCAAAAUGCAGACGCAAAUCGACAGUCUGACCGGGACAGUGGAAUCCUUCAAUUCAGCAGCACCGUCGCCAUCUCCAAAGAAGCGAAAACUGUCGCGUGGCACAGUUUCCACUCCUCAAAAAAGUGGUAGUAGUAACGGCCUUAAGUCCGAAAUGUCCCAAUCAUCAUCUACGACAGACAAAAUCUCUUUCCAUGGUUUAACUACAUCGUCGUUCAAUUUCGGAAUUGCGCGGCAAACUCUCCGGAGUAGAGGGAUCACGGAAGUCGGCGGAGGAGUAAGCGGCAGCGACGACGUUGACGACUACAGUUUGAACCAAAGAGGAGAUCGAAAUGAGAAUGCCGUCUCAACUCAAGACGUCUCACCGAUGCCCUCACCGUCAAUCACACCACAUCGCAACGAUCCUCACCAUCAACGAUCUUCUUCCAUCAUUGAUCCAUUGCGGGACAUCAACCGGGACGAAGCGAUUCGAUUGUGCCAUGUCUACGAGGAGGAGAUGGGCAUCAUGUACCCUGUGCUGGACUUUGAGACUACUCUCAAUCAGAUCAACGCACUGUACAACCAUCUUAGUCCCUUGUCGUCAUCGUCUGAACAUACGACAAAGGAAGGGCCGCUUUCAGAUGAUGAUAUGAACAUCUUGAAGCUAGUGUUUGCGUGCGCGUUGACUGCCGAAGCGAAUGGAAAUAGUGAUUUGGCCAUGCGAAUAUUCUGGGGUGUCCAAGAUGUUGCGUCGGAUGUGGUGUGGCAGCCGCCAAGUAUCAAGAGGGUGAUUUUUAUUACUCUUGUAUCAAUGUACCUCUUUCAAAUUGAUGAAGAGACAAUGGCUUGGCGAACCAUUGGAAUAGCACAACGACUAUGCCUAGAAAUGGGUCUGCAUCGAUCAGAAACGUAUCCUCAGCCUGCGAUCGUUUUACAUGGAAAGGAAGGUGUCUUGAAGCUUUUCUGGUCUGUAUACACAUUGGAUACCAGGUUCAGUAUGGGCACUGGAAUGCCAUCUCAUCUCGACUCUAGUGACAUAGAUCAGUCACUUCCACGGCCGGCAAAUGAACCGUACCUAAACACAAUGAUCAGCUACAACCGCAUCGCUGAAAGAGUCUGGCGCUUCAUCACCUCCCCAACCCGAAACCAGCACUCCCGCAAGGAAGAAAUGACCUAUCUAGACUGGCAAGUCACACAAUGGUACAACUCUGUUCCAGAGUUUCUGAAAAUCACCAAUCCUGCGGUCACCUCCACGGAUAUCCUACACGACCAACUAAACCACCAAGACGGACCACGAAGUACCCGCCGCCUCAAAGCCUUGCUCUACCUUCGCGCAAAUCUAAUGAAAAUCCUCAUCUACCGCCCCAUCCUGUACACACCCUCUCAAAUCGCCCAAUCCCCCGUCGAAGCUUCAACGGUGGUCGACAUCGCCAAAAACACAAUCUGCUUCAUCACACACCUCAAUAAUUCCACAGACAUUUAUCAGCUACAACAAAUCACAUUCAACUGGUUUUUGAUCUCCGCGCUGGCCGUCCUGUUUUUGGCUGUGGCGCAUGCGCCGGCGCAGUUUACGAGUGCGUGCAAAGAUGAGUUUUAUAUGGCGCUGGGACUGAUUGAAGGGUUCUCAAUGCAUUCGUAUAUUUCGCAGAGAUUGUGGAGGUCAAUUAAGGGGUUGCGGAAGUUGGGGCCCAAGAUUGGACUUGCUGCGAAGCCGUCGGAUCAGAAUCAGCCUGUUGUUAGGCCGCGAUGGAAAUCGCAGCAGCAGCAGCAGAUACCGGCACCACAACAGCAACGAAAGCAGCAGAAACAACAAGACCAGCAGCCGCCAGAAAACUAUCCUAGCGUCACUGCGGUAAACACAAUCCCUCCCGAAGGAGGCGGUAUGCCAACUUACAUAUCACCGCCAAUCGAACCCCAUCAACAACAACCACCACCGCUACAAUCAUCCCUCCAAACCCCACCUGCACCACCACCACCACCACCACCACCAACAACAGCAUCAACCCUAACAGACCUCCAGCCCUCCCCCGACGACUUCCUGCUCACGGACGGCCCACAGAUGAGCCGCGAGCUAAUGGACUGGUUCAAAGUCAUGGGCGAACCCAACAACAUCAAUCUCUUCAACAACAACAACAACAACAACAACAACAACAAUGCCGCCGAAAACGGGUUGAUGAUAAUGAUGGACCCUGCGGCUGGUGCUGGUGCUGGUGGUGGAGGAGGAGGAUGGAAUGGGAUAAUGACCGAUACAACCUCGUGGCCGGCGACGGACGACCUCAUGUUUGGAUAUGGCAGUGACUUGGCCAAUAUUCUGAAGGAUUGUUUUUAG
Talaromyces marneffei is the source of this 2556-nucleotide messenger RNA. RefSeq lists its product as uncharacterized. The coding region runs from base 1 to 2556 and encodes 851 amino acids. Lineage: Eukaryota; Fungi; Ascomycota; Eurotiomycetes; Eurotiales; Trichocomaceae. The record is from RefSeq and is a predicted model, not a curated record. Gene Ontology annotation, biological process: DNA-templated transcription; positive regulation of transcription from RNA polymerase II promoter by galactose. Gene Ontology annotation, cellular component: nucleus. The transcript has 5 exons. Gene Ontology annotation, molecular function: zinc ion binding; DNA-binding transcription factor activity, RNA polymerase II-specific; RNA polymerase II cis-regulatory region sequence-specific DNA binding.